Molecule: messenger RNA, 6219 nt
Organism: Vitrella brassicaformis
Lineage: Eukaryota; Vitrellaceae
Source: the annotation of a GenBank genome assembly
GCCACGUGUUGAGCUCAAUCCGUUCGUCCACACGUGUUGCGCACGUACACCCACACGUAGCGAUCGAUGAUGACACACAUGCAUGGCCCCGCCUCCUCGGCUGAAACGCAAGCUGCAUUUGGCAAAUCCAGCCGCGUCCUCAGACAACACACGGGCAUCCAGCGUCGUAUGCGUGGCCCCCACACACUCAUUCGAUUGCCUCAUCUUCCGGCUCGUCAAACUUGGCUUCAUCGGCGGCCUCUGCCUCCUGUGGGUGACACAAAGACACGAGCACACAAAUAACAACACUUGCUUACAGCGUUGGUUGUUAUGUACUCGUUUCUCAGUUUGUCACCUGUGCGGGCGGCGGUGCUUCUUCUUCCUCAUCGAGUGUGACGGCCUCGCCCCUCUUGACUUUGUCAAUCUUCUGCAGCAGUGAGUCGAUCUUCUGCUUCAAACGCGCCACCUCCUUGCUCUCUAUGUUCUUGGACGCCUGCAGAUACAUACGGGGAGAGGGAGAUGCAGGUCCGUGCAGCUGACGUGUCCGUCGUUUCUGGGGGGUGGGGGGUGGCUCACGUCGUUGGUGAUGAGUUUGACGCGUGACGCAUACAUGAGUGAGGUGACGGUCUCCUCCACGUUGUAGUCGGCGGGCGACACAUUCACAAACAUGAGAGUCUUGGCAGAACCACCUGCAUGCACCAGGGGCCGACAGUCGCGCAGCACACGAGAGAGGCCGGCCCCACCAAAGCACAUCCAGACGUGUGUCUCCAUUCCACUAGCUCACCGAGGGAGUCGCUCAUGAGUUGCGUCAGCUUGUGGUUUCGGUAGGGGAUGAACGAUUCGCCUGCAUCAGAGACACCAGUGCGGGUGAUUGUGAUGGACAUGGCCUUCGUGGUCGAUGUUAGGUACCGGCCGAGAGCGCGGAUAUGACAUCUCCGAGGGCUGACAGACUCUUGUUGAUCUCACGGGCCUCAGCCAAACGCUCCUUGGUCGCAUUCGUCUUGGACGCUGCGUGCAUGCAGCCACAUCGUACACACGCCCUGUCUGUGUCUCCCUGCUUCCUUCUUUCUGUGUCGUCACCUCUCUCUGAGCCUGCCAGAUCGAUGAAUGACAGUUUGCCCGCCACUGUCUUGCCCGCCAGCGUGUCCUCGACGCGUGUGAUGAUCGAAAAGAUCAAGUGGGACCGAGACGACGUGGCAUUCAUCGACGUGGAGCCUGCACACAGACACAGCAGGCCUCUCGGCAAUACACGCAGGCACUUGUCUCCUCCUCCUGACGUCCGCACCGGUGUGUCUGGCGUCGAGACCCCAGGCAAAGAGUUCCGAGAGUUUCGCGGCAUCGUCGACGUCGCGCAUGGUGAUGUUCUGGACCUUGACCAUGCCGCUGGCGUCCUUCUUGAUGUCCAGUGAGGGCGGCUUGGCCUUCUGGUCCUUCGGCAACAACAGGUCCAGCAACUGAUUGACCGAUCACCAACAGAGACAGAGACAGAGAGGGACAAUCCAAUGUGUUUUUGUUCUUCGUUAGGCAUUUGACCUGGUUGUUGUAGAGCUCGCACAUGUAGCACUGUACGCCGACGUUGUACUGCUCAGGAUCGAACUUGGACAGGAGGUCGAAGAGCUCGCGGAUGGCGCGCGGCGUGACACCCUCCAGGCCAGGUCCGCCACCCUGGAUCGUGAACGUCUUGCCCGAACCUGUCUGGCCGUACGCGAAUAGACACCUGCACACACACACACCAGAAGGGCGAGAGACACAAGCGAUGCGGAGACGACACUGGCUUGCUUCGUGAAUAGAAUCAUGUGCCGGUGGAUAGUAAGUAGCUUACACGUUGAAGCCAUCGAUGGCCGACUGGAUCAGCCGUCUGGUGUCUUCGAAGACCUCCUCCUGUUUGCAGUCGGGCGGGAACGCACGGUCAUACAUGAAGUCUCGUGGACCCUGCAAAGCCACAGCGUAAUGCAAAAUUCGUUUUUGUGGCGCCGGUUGGGUCAGUCCAGUUCUUGUUGGCGCGUGCCUUGUUAGUGUCGACUCUCAGUGUGAACUCGUCGGUGCAGUCGACAACCAUCUUGGAGCCCUUCUCGAUCUCGUACUUGGCCAUUGGACGCACACGGCAAUACACACGGAUCUUGCCUGAUAGAGAAGCAGCACACACCCACUGGUCCAUUCAGGCUCCGUGUGCAGGUGGGUCAUGAUUGUCACCCUUCAUGUCUUCGAUCUCAUUGUAGUACUUCUUGCGCAGGAACUUCUCCUCCUGUUCACACGAGAGUCGGCCGACGGAUGAGGCUGUCAUGUGCAUGUAGUGUCUGUUUCCGUGUGCUGACCUUGUACGCCUUGUCAAGGAAGACGUUCUCCUCCCUGAGUGUCUUGGUCUCCUUCUUUAGCUCCGUGAGCUCCUCCUUGACCGCUUGGGCCUCACCCGCCGUCUCGCGCAGCUCCUGAUGACAUACAUACACAGGCAAUGCCAGACAGCACUGUUUCUGAAUGGCUGAACGCCGUCUGCUCUCGUUCCCGACCGUGAGCUCCUUCUGUAGUUUCUCUUCGCUGUGUCUGGUCUCUUUGAGGGCCUUCUUUGUUUCCUCGAGCUCCGACUCUGCCUUGGCGGCCCGCUCAUUGGCCUUGGCCAGUUGGUUCUCGACCUUCUUCAAACUGUCCUCCGCACUCUGAUGACACAUAGAGACAGCAAAGGACGACAGUGCCGUGCCUCUGGCUGGUUGCGCAUGGGAUUGUGUCUCAAAGUCACCUUAUCGGACUUGCUGAUUUUCGCCUCGAGGUCUUUGAUUUGUUUCUUGUAGCCCUGCUCCGUCUCUUUGAGUUUGAGCUCCAUCUGCUUGAGGGCCUGGGGAUCCGCUCCCUUGCCCGCCUCGGCCGUCUUUGCCUCCUUGACCCUCGUCUCCAGCGUCUUGGUCUUCUUCUUCUCGUCAGCCAGGGACUUCUCCAGCUGCCGGAUCUUGGCCCUAUCGGCGGCACUGCCGGCAGCAGCUCCGCCUACCGCAGCUCCUUUCGCAAGAUCCGACAUCAAGGCAGCCACCUCAUCCUUCAGCUGCGGGACACAUAUGGGAGCGACGGAUCGGUGUACUGGGCGCUGUCUCUCUAGUGUGGAUCACUUACGGAUUUGUUUUCUCGCUGGAGUGCUCGGAUGCGCUCAUUGGCUUCGUCGGGGAACUCUGUGUCCUCACUGCGAGACAAAGACAGAGAGCCGGCUAACAUGUGAGCACGUAUGCUGUUUCACUCACUCACCGCGGUGACUCCCUGGGUGACUCCCCCUCUUCAGUGACCUCCUCUCCCUUCCGUGGCGUCACUAGUGUGGGCUCGCCCUCCUCUUCCUCUUCCUCAGCGCCCGCCUCACCCUCACCCUCGACCUCACCUUCCUCGCCCUCAGCCUUGGCCAAUGCAGCACGAGCCUUCGCCCGUGCCACCUGAGCCGCAGCAGCUGCCUCCUCACCCUCACCUUCAACAGCCUCCUCACCCUCGGCAGCCUCCUCACCCUCCGCAGCCUCACCUUCCCCAGCCGCCUCAACGCCCUCGCCCUCGCCCUCCCCUUCCCGUUCCCCUUCCUCCUCAGGCCGCUCCUUGGGUGCCUCCCUCGGUCGCUCUGGUCGCUCUUUCGGCUUCUCAACUACUACAGGGACAAUAACCUCCGCAGAUGGCUCGACAAUCUCAGAUGCGGCAGCCAACUCCCCAGACGGCUGCCGCAGUUGAGACAGUCGUGUCUGCACCGCUCUCUCAGCAGAAGGGGCCCUCUCAGGUCGGGCACGGGCUGCAGUUGCUGCUGCUGCGGCAGCGGCAGCCGCAGCAGCGGCCGCGACGACACGAGGUGGCGCCUCAGCUGCUUUGGGCUGCUCUUCGUCCACCACUUUUGCCUCUUCGACGGCCUUGGCGGUCGUGGGUGGCGCGGGUGUCUGUGGGGAUGUGCCGAGAGCCUCCACAUCGGACGGCAAAAUCUGCACCUCCUGCAUCUGGACCACAAGGUCCAUCUGCAAUCCUCGAAUCUGACUCUCCAGCGCCGAGAACGCCUUGUACUUGUCCUUGAUGGCCUUCUUGUCAUCCUUCUCUGGCGGACGGCCGUUGGCCUUCUCAAAUGCAUCGAUCCAUCGCCGUAUGUCCUCCUGAACACCGUCACGGCGGACGAGCAGCUCGAACAGCGCUCCCUGUGUCUCGACGAGAGGCGCGAGUGAGGGCGGCAGAGCAGCUGCGGCCGCCUGGGCCUUGGGUGACAGCUCAGCGACAGUAACGGGCUUGGCAGGCUCAGGCACCGCCAGUGCAGGGGCAGUCGAGGGUCCAGGGAAGGACGGUGGCGGCCGGGUGAACUCCUCCUGUUGCCUGCGGAUCUGCUCCUGGUGGUAGGCGGUAAUCUCCUCAAUGCGCUGCUCCACCUGCUUCUCUGCCUGCUUCUUCUCCACCUCACGGCAGACCUGCUCCAGCAGACGUUCGAGCCACAGCUCCACCUGCUCGUCGCCGAGGGACUUGAGACGCCGCUCAACCGAUACGCCGAAUGUCUUGAAGAAGUCCAGGGGCUUUGCUUCUCUCUCUUCCUCUUCUGCUUCCUCCUGUAUGGUGGCCAGGUCCUCGAUGGUGAGGUUGUGCGACUUGCGGAUGGACUGGAAGCGGCGGCGAAUCAUCUCAACAUUCCUCGCGUGCUCCGAUACACGCUUCAUCUCCGUGUCGUAGGAAGCUGCACAAUCAGACAAAGGCGCCAUGCUUUUGUUUGCCUGCCUCUUUUCACAUGUGGGAGUGAGUCUCGUCUCACCUCUCAUUGAGUCGAGCUCCUGUGUCUUCUCGUCUUCGAUCUUCUGCAUGUCGGUCUGGAACUGCAUGGCGAGCGUUGCGUUUUCCUGCUGCAGCUCCGUCACUUGUCUGCGGAGGGCGGCGAUUUGGUUCUGGAGGUUGGCUGCAAAACCCUCGUGCUCAGCCUUCUCGGCGGUGAGGACUCGGCGAUAAGCCUUGAUCUGCUCCUUGGCGCGCUUCUUGACCUCCCAUAACUGUGGAGAUGGGCGGAGACAUAGCAAGGCACUUAUAUGUGUGUGGGCAGUGCCUUUUGUGGAUAGCGCACCAGGUUUUCAAAGUGGACUUUUGUCUUGUGGUCGAUGAUCUUGAAGCUGGACUCAAUCUCGGCAACGAUCUCAAUGUGCUGCCGAAACAGACAAAGGGCAUUAGUCCAAAGGCAUGUCUCACCAUAUCAGACACACGUGUCUCUGUCUGCAGUACCUGUUUCUUCAUACGUUCCAUGUCGUGCAUGACGCGUUGCAGCUGCCCCUUGGCCACCUCAGCGGGCAGGUAGGCCUCCUCGUCCACCAUAGCCUCACCCGCCUCAGCAUCCUCAGGAUUCUCAUAGAUCUGGCCUGGAGUGAAGUUGACCAUCCUCACGCCGUCCCGCGUGCUCACCUCCUCUCCCCCCUCGCCGAUGACCGCCAGCUCGCCAUUACGGGUGGCUGUGCCCUCGUCCCCAAUCUCGACUAUCGGUGCCAGCUCGGAAGCGGCGGCUGAACUGCCACGCUGGCCACGAUAAGGGCUCUCCCGCUCUCUACCGAAAGAGUCGGUCUCUUCGUGUCGCAAAUCAGUGAGAGAGGCUCCGGCAUGUAGGUCGGGACGCAUGUAGGGAGGCGUCUCGUCGGUGAGGUUAAGCUCCAGCUCCGGCGGCCGCCUGGGCUCCUCCUUCCUCUCCUCCACCACACCCGGCAACACGACAUCCCUCCCCUGUUGGCUGGCGGGGCUCCCCGACGCGUCGUAUGCCGGACUGCCCUCCCCAUGCUCCGACGCGUCGUAACUGUCCCUUCCUGCGGCCUCCCCCUGCUGCUGUUCAUCUCCCCAACCUUCCCGUGCAGCGUCGGCCGAUGGAUGGACCCUGCUCAUUCCGUUGGUUGUAGGCAAGAUAGCAGUGAAGGGCAGCUUGAGAGUGGUGAUGGGGCUCGGGUCGUUGCCCUCGCGAUGAGCGACGAUGGACCGACGCCUGGCUACGUUGGCAGCAAACGUUGAAGAGGACACGGAUUGGGCCCUCUGUUGGCUCCUCUCGGCUGUGUCGAGGAGGUCGGGUCCGGUUCCUUCGUCUGUAAUCGAGACGCUGUGGAAGCGGAUGGAUCCUGCUAUCAUAUACUCGCCGACGCGCGGGAGAGCCUCAGGCGACUGCCGCCCCUACACCAAGGAGCAUGCAGUCGACCUAGCCCUCAGAGAGCAGCAGCUAGGCAAGCCAAGCGCCGACCAACUGACUGAGAGCUCGGGGAAAAGGGAAAGAGAGGAGACUUGAAUGUG